GAAAUAUAUAUAUAUGAUAUAAGCAACGAAUAUGGACAGUACGAGUUAUGGCGGGAUCACAGUAAAAUCCAAUUAUUACUGCUUGGCGGAGAUACUUCGAACUCUUCCUUUCUAUAUUUUACGCACAAGGCAGCUAUUGAAGUCCAGUAUAUGUUGAAAUCAUUAUGACCUGACGAUAUACGAUAACGUUUCAAGGUCAUUUCUGCUAAUCAUAUUUUAUUACCGAAUUCCUUAUCCAAGUAAAUUCUAAUUUUCAUAUGCAUAUAUACACGACGACAUUGUUUAAACAUUUACAUUUUAUUUUAUACGAUUUCGUUACUUGUCCAAAAAAGAAAAAAAAGAAGAAAAGGAGGAAAAAGAAAGAUAGUAAUUAACGUAAAUGGAAAUAUUUGUGUUAUCAAAAAACAUACGUGUAUAUGUACAAGUGUGAUAUAAUAUUGUGUUUUUUCAUAACCUAUUCUUCAUUCGCACGUAAACGUAGUUUAAAUAUACAUGGUGAAUUGUUAUUCAGAAUAGAAAAUAUUGAUUGUUGUGAUAUUAAGAAGUGAUAACAAAAGAUGUUAAGAAUAAGAAGCUGAAAACAAUGUAUCAACAAAAAGUACAUCCUACCAAAAGGAAUCUUAUAAAUGAAGGCAUCAUACAAAUUGGUGCUGGUGGUUCUGCAGGCUUUGUUGAAGUUUGUGUAAUGCAUCCAAUGGAUCUUAUCAAAACACGAUUUCAACUUCAAGUUAGAAUGCAAGCAGCAGAUGCCACUUAUUACACAGGCAUUAUAGAUUGUAUGCAUAAGAUGUGUAAAACUGAAGGUAUUACUGCAUUGUGGAAAGGAUUGCUUCCACCAAUCAUUGUAGAAACACCUAAAAGAGCAGUGAAAUUUUUUACAUUCGAACAAUACAAACAAUUCUUUUUAUUUGGUGCUGCGUCGCCUACUCCUUUGACAUUCUCAUGCGCUGGCUUCUUUGCUGGAAUUACGGAAGGAAUUUUGGUGAAUCCUUUUGAAGUUAUCAAAAUAAAGCAACAAUCAAAUCGUGUAGGAAGACCAUCAACUGCUAUUGUAACAAGAGAAAUCGUAUCAAAAUAUGGAUUUGGAUUAAAUGGGCUUUAUAAAGGAUUAACUGCCACUAUGAUGAGAAAUGCCGUAUUUAAUUCUUUUUAUUUUGGAUUUUAUCAUUCUGUAAAAAGUUACAUACCAGUAAAUAAAGAACCUUUGCUUGAAUUCGUAACUAAGGUCGGUCUAGGUUUUGUGUCAGGUACAGUAGCUUCUUGUUUGAAUAUACCUUUUGAUGUCGCUAAAAGUCGUAUACAAGGACCACAAGGAAAUAUACAAUACAAGGGAACACUAAAUACUAUAUGUAUUAUUUAUAAAAACGAAGGUUUCAAAGCUUUAUACAAAGGUUUAUUGCCAAAAGUAUUGAGAUUGGGCCCAGGUGGAGCUAUUAUGCUUGUAGUUUAUGAUUAUAUGCAUGAAUAUCUUACUAAUAAAUUUUCAUAUUGAUUUUUAUGCUACAUAAUGUACACAAUAAGUCUAAAACAUUAAAUAUAUUAAUAAGUAAUUCAUAUUCUUUUACAGUAUAAUAAAAAAUUUGCAUUUUUUAUUACGACAAUAACAAUCUAAUAGUUAAUCUAAUAGUAUUAUACUUUAUUACAGAAAAUUAAUAAUUACUUUGUAAUAAUAUUUUUCCUAUUUAUAUGCAAUCUUAUUAUUGAAUUUUUAAGAUUAAGUUUAUAAACAAAUAUACAAAUUUCAAGUUUUAGUCAUCUAAUAUUUUAUCUAGCCAGAUUUCAAGAUCAAUUGGUUUAGUUGAUAAGGUAGCGGACUGCGUUUUGAGUUCUACAAAUAAAAAUUCAUAAAUUAUAAGUAAAAAUAAAUCAAAUAAUUCAAUGAUACAAGAGAUUUAUAAAAUAUGCAAAAAAACAGAGUUUAUAUAUUUUAUUAAAAUAUUUAAAAAAAUAAAUUAAUUAAAUUACCAUUUUUAGAAAAUACAUCUGUUGAGGCCAUUUGUUUCUUAUUGCUUUGUAAGGUGGAUGAUUUAAGAGACAAUAAGAAAUCUAAACUUUCUUCUGUAUCACUAUCGUCACUUUUAUUUUGUAUCUUAGGUUCAAAUGUUUUAUUAUCUGUCAUAGACUUUUCAAGAUUUAAAUUCAUCUCUAGUUUUUCUUUACUUUCUCUAUCUAAUGAUUUAUUAAAAUUCAUUGUAUUAGAUGAACUAGAAAUUUCUAAAUUAGAUAGAAUAUCAUUAUAAGCUUCUUUUCCUUCUUCAACAGCAUUGUAGAAACUCGUUAAUUGAUCAGCCUAUAAUAUACAUUUAUACAAAAUAUAUAAAUUAUAUAGCAACAUAAUUUGAUAAAGAAUAAUAUUAUGUGUAACGUCGAUAUGAAAAUACUUACUGUGAAAUAUUCAUCCUUUAUUUUAACACAUUCAUUAAAAGGUAUGCAUCUCAUAGCAGCAGAAAGUAAGUUUAAAUCUAGAGUAAAAUAGUCAAAACAUCCUAAUACAUCUGCAGACCAAUUCUUUUCACAUUUAAAAACAAAUUGUCCAUCCAUCGAAAUUGGUUGGUUUAUAAAAGCUUCAAAAUCUUUACUUUUGUCAUCAGCUUUUGCGUUAUUGUCAUACUCAGCAUAAGAUUGUUUAGGUUGUACUAAUAAUUGUGGUUUUUCCUUAGGUUCUGUUUUCUUUUGUGGACGUUUCCCUCCACCAUUUUUACGAUAAUUUUUCAUGUUACUCAUAUUUUUUAUAAAAUAAAAAUACACUUGUUACACGUUAACAAUAGUGACAAAAGAUUUUGUUAUUUAAUCUUUUUUUUUGACUUCAAUUAUGACAAAAGAUAUUGUUAUUUAAUCUUUUUUCUGACUUAUCUACGUGAUAGAAGUACGAACAUUUGUUGAAUUAAAAAAAGAAAAAUUUAAAUAAAAAAGAAAAAGAAACAACAGGAAAAUAAGGGUAACGAAAAUAGAACAGUGGAGGAUUAACAAGAGUAACUGGAAGUAAUGGCAUUAAAUCCGAAAUGGCUGCCAUAUUAGAUUUUUCAAACAGUUUUUAAACGAUUGUAUAACAAAUUCGUGAAGACAACAGUGUAAAUAAAAAUGAGUUAGUUAUAGUGUUUGUGAAGGAUCAAAGAAAAAUAAUUGCCAAAAACAAGAAAAAAAAGAAAAAAGAAAAAUAAAAAAUAGAUAUCUUUUACGUCUAAAUGAGAUUAUAUAAACAGCGCAUGAUUAGUGAUGGAAUUAUAGGUUAGGAUUAUGUCAAUGAAAUAACGAAGAACAUAUUGAUAUAAAACGAUCGAAUAAUCAAUGCCAAGACUUUUUUUAAUUAACAAUAAUAUCUUAUGUUUAAACAUUGUUACGAAAUUUUUUUAAUUAUGUCAGAUUUGUAAAAGUUAUUAGUAAAUCAGAUGACAUCACGUUGGACGUAGUUAUCGUCUAUAAUAAAAAAGAUUGAAAAUUAUUUAUAAAGAAAAUCAAAUAAUCAAGGUAUUCAUAUUUAAAAUUUCCCGCGAUUUUGAUUUGCGUGUUGUUGCGUUGAUGUAACGGGAGUAACUCAGUCAGUUGCUUGUCAUUCGGUCGGUUGGUUGGUCUUUCGUUUUGUCCACGGUUGGUUGAAAAGAACAGCGCCGCGAUUAACAGCGCUUGAAGAACGUUUACAAUUGCAACAAUAAGUCGAACGUAAAAAAAAAUAAAUACGAAUCGAAGAAAUAAACGCCAUAUUAUACGCUGACGAGUGAACUCGUUUGUUGUACUCGUUUUGGUAAAGAGAGAAAAACAUUUCUUAUCGGUGAAAGAACGUAAUUAUAAAAGGGGGAGGUUAGGGAGGGGGUGUGGUACGUUUCAAUGAUCGUACUACUACGUUGACCGACAUUAUGCGUAUACGUGAAGUUAGCCAUACUCCGCUGAAUAUGGUGAGUUAACGAUGGAUGUAAGAAGAAGUCUCGCAAGAAAACGUGACACGUCUUGUCAGUUGAUGGAAGACGAAAGUAGUAGUAGGCGAGGCGGGGCGGGGCGUGGCGCAGUGUGACGAGAAGGAAGUUGUGUGCUAUGGUGAAGUGUGUUGAGACGAGGAGAGGUGGGGGCGAGAGAAAAUAUGGCGAAUCGAAAUCAGACGAAUAUCUUAUUAGUCUUUUCAUUUUGCCUUUUUAAACGCUUUCUAUCGUGAUGAUAUAGUCUAGAAAUCCUUUUAAAAGAAAUGACCUAAAUCUACUUAACGCUUUUCCUUCUCUAUUGACUUUCAAUAUUCUUUAAGUCGACGAAGUAUCGUGUGUUCAUAGUUUAGCAGUAACUUGUACAGAGAGAACUGUAGUUACGAUAAUAUAAAAAGUAAAAGAAAUAAAAAUGAUUAUGUAGACUAAUUUAUAGAUAAAUAAAAAGGGAUGUAAAUUUAUAUAAGUAGAAACGUUGAUAAAUUCAUAUGUCUUUUAUCGGUUUAGUUUAAUAAAAUCAGUAAAAAAGAUAGUUAUAUGAAAGAGAAAAAGAGAGAGAGAGGUGGGGAGUGUAAAGCGCCAUCGUGUGGCUGGGAACAGAAUUGCAGGGUGACACAUGGCCGCCGGGGUGGCAGCUACGUAGGGGGUGAUUCUUCUCCUUAAAUCGAAAUGAAAAAAAAAAAAGAAA
Vespa velutina is the source of this 4599-nucleotide messenger RNA. RefSeq names its product mitochondrial 2-oxodicarboxylate carrier. The transcript has 7 exons. Bases 584 to 1492 code for a protein of 302 amino acids. Gene Ontology annotation, biological process: transmembrane transport. Lineage: Eukaryota; Metazoa; Arthropoda; Insecta; Hymenoptera; Vespidae. The record is from RefSeq and is a predicted model, not a curated record.